AUGAAAAAAAAAAUUCCCAUUAAUCUUCCUCGCAUCCCUCUUUCACAGCCUUUCCAUAAUAUCGUGACGGAUAUUUUCUACCGUGAGCCGAUUACUCCACAUCCUCGGGACGGCAUCCCUGGCCACUCCACGCCUCCGACGCCCUCGCACUCAAGUCUGGACUACUUUUCCAGCGGUGCGUCAAGCACCCAUCCCUCGCCGGUCAGUCAGUCCCUCGCCAGUCAGCACCCAUCCCUCGCCCGGUCAGUCAGUCUUCCCAGUCCCUCGCCCGGUUCAGUCCUCGCCAGCCCGGUAGUCUCCUCCAGCACGUCCCUCGCCCGGUCAGUCUCGCCCUCCAUCCUCGCCCGGUCAGUCAGUCUCCCAGUCACCCAUCCCUCGCCGGUCAGUCAGUCUCCCCAGUCCUCGCCCGGUCAAACACAUCCCUCGCCCAGUCCAGUCUCCAGCACCCAUCCCUCGCCCGGGUCAGUCCCUCCCAGCACCCCAUCCCCUCGCCCGGUCAAGUCUCCCCAGCACCCAUCCCUCGCCCGGUUCAGUCUCGCCCAGCACCCUCCCUCGCCGGUCAGUCUCCCCAGCACCCAUCCCUCGCCCGGUCAGUCAGUCUCCCAGCACCCAUCCCUCGCCGGUCAGUCAGUCUCCCCAGCACCCAUCCCGCCCGGUCAGUUCCCGCCAUCCCAUCCCUCGCCGUCUCCCCAGCACCCAUCCUCGCCCGGUCGUCAGUCUCCCCAGCACCCAUCUCGCUCAGUCAGUCUCCAGCACCCAUCCCUCGCCCGGUCAGUCUCCCCAGCACCCAUCCUCGCCUCAGCCGGCCGGUCAGUCUCCCCCAGCACCAUCCUCGCCCGGUCAGUCCAGUCAGCACCCAGUCAGUUCCCCAGCACCCAUCCCUCGCCCGGUCAGUUCCCCAGCACCCAUCCUCUCCAGCACGUCCAGUCUCCAGCACCCAUCCCUUCGCCCAGCAUCCUCGCCGGUCAGUCUCCCAGCACCCAUCCCUCGUCCCGGUCGUCUCCCCAAGCACCCAUCACCUGUCAGUCGUCCCAGCACCCAUCCUCGCCCGGUCAGUCAGUCUCCCCAGUCCCUCGCCCGGUCAGUCAGUCUCCCAGCACCAUCCUCUCGCCGGUCAGUCAGUCUCCCCCAGCAUCCCUUCGCCCGGUCAGUCAGGUCUCCCCACCAUCCUCGCACCCCCAUCCCUCGCCGGUCAGUCUCCCCAGCACCCAUCCCUCGCCCGGUCCAGUCUCCCAGCACCAUCCCUCGCCCGGUCAGUCUCCCCAGCACCCAUCCUCGCCCGGUCAGUCGCACCGUCAGUCACUCCCCAGCACCCAUCCCUCGCCCGGUCAGUCAGUCUCCCCAAGCACCCAUCCCUCGCCCGGUCAGUCCAUCUCCCCAGCACCCAUCCCUCGCACCCGUCCUCCCCGGUCACUCUCCCCAGCACCAUCCCUCGCCCGGUCAGUCUCCCCCAGCACCCAUCCUCGCCGGUCAGUCUCCCCAGCACCCAUCCUCGCCGGUCAGUCUCCCCAGCACCAUCCCUCGCCCGGCUCCGUCAGUCUCCCCAGCACCCAUCCUCGCCGUCAGUCUCCCCAGCCCCAUCCCUCGCCCGGUCAGUCUCCCCAGCACCCAUCCCUCGCCCGUCUCCCAGCACCCAUCCAGUCUCCCCAGCACCAUCCCUCGCCCGGUCAGUCUCCCCAGCACCCAUCCCCGCCCGGUCAGUCUCCCCAGCACCCAUCCCUCGCCCGGUCAGUCAGUCUCCCCAGCACCCCAUCCUCGCCCGGUCAGUCUCCCCAGCACUCAGUCAGUCUCCCCAGCACCCAUCCCUCGCCCGUCUCCCCAGCACCCAUCCCGCCCGGUCAGUCAGUCCCUCCCAGUCUCCCCAGCACCCAUCCCUCGCCCGUCAGUCAGUCUCCCCCAGCACCCAUCCCUCGCCCGGUCAGUUCUCCCUCGCCCGGGUCAGUCUCCCCAGCACCCAUCCCUCGCCCGGUCAGUCUCUCUCCCCAGCACCAUCCCUCGCCCGGUCAGUCUCCCCCAGCACCCAUCCUCGCCCGGUCAGGUCUCAGCACGCCCGGUCAGUCUCCCCAGCACCCAUCCCAGUCAGUCUCCCAGCACCCAUCCCUCGCCCGACUCGCAGAUAUAGAAGAACCUGGAUUCGAUUACUAUCAGAAAAUGUCUGUGAUUAAAAACCUGAUAUGCAAGGCGUCCACAACGCAGGAUCCUUCGGGUUGUCAUAUAACCACGGGACCAAAGGCGCCGGGGAUCACAACACCACCUGCCCUCAGCUGGGAACAAAGCGCUUCCACCACGGAGCCACUCUCGGAGGUCAGCGCAGGAGCUCAGCGACGGCGGAGGACGCGAGCCCAGGAGGCCGGCCGGCGCGAGCGGAGGAACCGACUCCCCGACACACGAACCCUCGCCGCCUCGGAAGGACUGGGGGCGUGGCCGCUGAUGGGAUUACGUGAGGGCUCCACGACUCUGGGGAUUACCCUUCACACUCGACCAGCCCCGCCCGCCCCGCCCGCCCCCGCCCUAAUCCCGCGCCGGGGAUCGUCCGCCGAUACAACCCGUGUACCUGCCACCCACCGACACGCCGGACACGCCACGCCGCCGCCCACCGCCCGCCCGCACAAGGGCUGUAACGAGGAGGAUGAAGAGAAUGAUUCCAAAGAGACGGAUUACGAAGAGGAGGAGGAUAAGUUGGACGAAUAA
Messenger RNA from Penaeus vannamei (Pacific white shrimp), 2691 nucleotides. The record is from RefSeq and is a predicted model, not a curated record. Lineage: Eukaryota; Metazoa; Arthropoda; Malacostraca; Decapoda; Penaeidae.